This is a messenger RNA of Entamoeba invadens IP1, 1407 nucleotides long. RefSeq lists its product as hypothetical. The record is from RefSeq and is a predicted model, not a curated record. The coding region runs from base 1 to 1407 and encodes 468 amino acids. The transcript has 4 exons. Lineage: Eukaryota; Evosea; Mastigamoebida; Endamoebidae.
AUGAAUAUAGCUUGGGAAGAACAUCAAGUUCUGUUGAAACAAGGAGACAUGAGUCAUCGGUCUCCGCUCAAUGUCGUAUUAUGGGCGCUCGGACAAUUUGCUGUGGAAGUCCCAUUAGAGUUCACUCACCGCAUUAACACGAUGUUCAUUGUGCUCUUAAUCCAACAAGGUCUUGGGUAUAUGCCAUCAUUAGCCGCAUUUGCCUCUGUAGUUUUAGUCUGUUCGAUUGUAGGUGGUAUAGUGAACCUUGUCAUUUUAUGUUUUGCAGUUCGGUAUGCUGUAAAGAAGACUGUUAUCUUCUGUGUGUGUACAUUUUACUUAGCUCUGGUCAUUAUAGCCUGUUGGACAUAUAACAUUUACGUGUUUGGGAUUUUGUUAUUCUUCACUGCAUGGUUACCCCAAGCUGCUGUAUCUCUUCAUGGCUCUCAAGUCCCAUUUGUGUCUACUGGCGACUUACAUCAAUUUGCGGACCACCUCUCGAUCUUGAUGUCCACUCUUACAAACUUCUUAUAUCUUUAUAUGGCAAGAGCUUUUCCGAAUCUCAAGUAUUUUAACUUGAACGGACAAGCCCUUUCUCUCAUCACAAAAGGGCAAGACAUUGAGAAACCGACGGGGACGUUCAUCUUGUCGACCGCUAUAUGUGUGUUUGCGUUCAUCUUACUGAUUCCUUAUAUGUUUCUUAAAGAACAUAUCACAAAGCCACCUAUUCGCCAAUUAAGUUAUAACAUUCCAUACAUCUUCAAUAACUUUCGAAUGGUCAUUGGGGAUAUGAUACGCGAUAAGAACUUUAUUAUGUUCUUAUUGUGUGUUAUAGGGACUCAAUAUGCUCCACUGUAUACUACUGUCUUAUUCCAUACGGUUCAAUCGGACAUAUUCCACACAGACACUUUCAUGUUAGAAAUUAAAGAAAAUAUCUUCUUCUAUGCAGCGGUGGUCUCUUUCUUCAUCUCACCACCACUUCUUCACAAAUUCGGCCCAAGGUGUAUGAUGAUCAUCAUCCUUUCUCUCGUUGCUAUCAUGACUUGUUUCCAACAAUUCGGUCUAUUAAGCGGCGUCUUCGGGUAUAUCGGCUGCGUCUUCGCGGGAUUCGCAAGUUCAACAACGAAUGUCACUAUCAGACGGUUUAUAUACGAAAAUAGUACAUACGACACUAUCAGUAUGCACUACGGCGUCGUAGCUAUUUUGUGCAAAAUUGUGAAUUCAUUGGCUAUCUUACUCUCUGUAGUGUAUCAACUCCAAGAGAACAAUUACUUCUAUGUCAGGUUCUUUGCUAUUGUCAUGAUCUUCUUCAUCACAAGUUUGGUCGGACUGGUCGCUUCAGUAUUCAUGAGAGACCACCACACCGACUACUGCAAUGGACUGAGACCUCCGUAUGUCAAAAACACUAUCAUUAUUGAAAAGGACUGA